Molecule: messenger RNA, 3134 nt
Organism: Paramuricea clavata
Lineage: Eukaryota; Metazoa; Cnidaria; Anthozoa; Malacalcyonacea; Plexauridae
Source: the annotation of a GenBank genome assembly
AUGUCUCCUCAGUAUCCCCCUGCUCCACGCCAGCUUGCACCAAUGAUGCCAGUACCACCAACAUAUUUUAUGAACAGUCAGCAAUCAUCAGAUAUGAACAAUCAACAAUUAUCAUCAUGUUCACAAACUUCUGGCCAAAAUUUCUCGCAUGGAUUUCACGUAACUGAGGACACUUUUCCUGAGCGUGAUUUAAUUUCUGGAGUUAACCAGAUUUUAAGAAAUGGUAAACACUGAAAUAUUAUAUAUUGUACUUAGAAACAUAUAUAUGUAACAGCCAAUUCAAAGGUUGGCCUUUGCAAAUCUAAAUAGUAAUUUAUGGCCUUGUCAGCACAUAUUGCAUGUAUCAUUCCUAAUCUUUGUUUUUUAAUGUGUUAUUAAGACAUAUUUGAAGAUCAGCCAUUAAACGCACCAAGCUUAAAUCUAGACUUACUUGGAACUGGUAAGUGAUACGUUUUUGAUAUAUCUAAUAACUGGUAUCAUUGAUAUUUUCCUGUUCAGUUGCUUUUAUUUAAAGAUCAGCUCGUUUUAAUUACAGUAUGCGUGUGUUACAAUGAUUAUGGAUAAUAUCGGCGCUUUCCAUUUAAUGGCCUGACCGGUCAGACCCGAAUUGUUUUCUCUGUGUCAAUGUUUUUCAAAUAUCUAGCGAAAAUGGACCUUAUUCUAAUGUUAUCGAAUGAUGGAAAGCGCCCAUGUCACCUUAAUUGAAUUAUAAUUGCCUAUUUUUAUUUCAAUUUACUUCCAGGUUCGAGUUCAUGUCCAGCUUCCAUUGGUAAUGAAGCAUCAAGAUCGAGCAACCGGAGACAGGAGCAAUCGGAUGGUAAUUGUGUAUAACUACCUCGUGCUAACAUCUGCCAUUUACAAUAGAUACUAAUGUUCAUCGGCAAUCUAAUAUUGCGAGUACACCAAAAGCCCGCACAUCAGCUGGAAAGAGUACCCACAGGAGUACAGGUAUGUCUAGUUUGUUAAUUAUUAAAAUGUGUCCAGUAAAUUGCAAAAAUCAAUGGACUAAUAACUAGCUUAAUACAGCUGUUCACUGGAUUCUUCUGUUUAAGCCCGGACCGACAAGGGGUUUGCCAUGUAUAAAUAUUGCUGUUUGUUUACUGUUGCAACAGUUUAGUAUGUGUGUCUUGCAUACAGUAUUGUAUCUCACUUAUUUUACCAUUUUCAUUUAAAUUUGUUGUAUUGACAGGUUCAAGUCCCAGUAUGGUUAGUGAUGAAACGCCAAAGUUGAGCCACCGGAAUUUGAGGCAGGAGCAACCAGACAGUAAGCUAUUGUGUAGUUCAAUACUUCGAGUGUAAAACAGUUACGUACAGCAUUUCCAUGCAAAGACACGGUCAUGGUAAAGUUCUACCGGGGAAUCUAUAUAUAUGACAUGCUAUACACAUCUGACAUGUAUUAGGCACCAUACUUUACUUUUUUGUUUGCUUAUGUUAGUUAUGUACAUAUUUAUUUCAUACACUUGCUAGACUUUCAACAGGCUGUAUUGUCAAAAUUGGACGUGAUGAUCGAGAAGCAAAGUGAAUGCCUGUCCAUGUUACAAGUGCUUCUCGGGGCAGUGAAAGGCGUGGGUGGGCAGGACAUGCUGGAAGAUGUACUACCCAAACCAAAAGAUACGUGCGAAGAGCUCGAAGAGAUGUCGGCUGGGCUUUCUGAUGAUGACGUCAGAAAAAAGACGGUACGUACAGUACUGUACAGUAGGUUUAUACUUUAGUAAAAUUGCUGGCACAAUGAUUUCUGCCAGAUUUGUCUAGCUGCCCCCAUUACCACAGACUCUGACAUCUCCACAAAGAAAUUGACGAAUAUAGGUGGCGAACUGGGACUGUUUGAUAAUUUAUUCAUAAUCUCUCUACAAUGCCGGGGUGGCUUAUUUUUCAGGCCUUUUUAAAGGGGGGGGGGGUAUUAGAGAAAGGAGGGUUAGUAUAGACAUAACAGUAGGACACGACCAAAUACAGUAAAUCAUGCAAGCUACAGUAGCUUCGUAUUGUAGAAACCUUUUUCCGAACCGGGGCUUACAGUAUUUGAAGGGAUUAAUAUAGGAAUUACAUUAUUAACAUUUUCAUAUUUAUUUUGUAGUUAAAUUUGUUGGUUGCCUUAUGUGGGCACACAUGUGCCGAAAGCGUACGGCGCAUUAUGGCAAAGAUUGGCACAAACACACUUUGGUCUGCGUACAGCCUGAAAGGAAGGAAAGCUAAGCGAGCGUUUAAAGACCUCGCUAUGUCGACACUUGUGAUCAGUAAGUAUUGUUAUUUGACUUAUGUUCUGAUUAUUUAGCUAAAAUUCGAGCGUAAUUCAAUACGUAUAUCCACAAAUAAAGCGAAAAAUAUUAGCCAAAUUACCUGGCAAUUAUAUUACAAGUUUGAGUGUAUAAUAGUUGUGUCAUUUUCUUCUAACGUCAACAAAAAAUUAGGGUUGGAGUUAAUAUAGCACUUUAAUGCGACCUGGAGGGGCGCAAUAUCUCAAUAAAAAAUAUCAAUUGUAUCUGCCACUUAUUUAUACCUCCAAGAUUGCAUAGUGCGGUUUUGAACAAAAAUUAAGUAAUCUUUCUGAGUUACAUUCUUGCAAAGUGUUUCUUUCAUCCGGAUUUUUACCCUGCGUAUUAAAACGUACCAGACGUAUUAAAUCAGUGCUUGCCUUUAAGCCGGUUUUCCACUAGGCAGAAUUUUGCGCGCGGAGCUUUAUUUGUUUUUUCAAUUCAACCCGAGAAAUCACAAGCAAAGAAAAAAUCCGCUCCGCGCGUAUACCGCCUAACGGGAAACCAGCUUUAGAGAAGAUAUUUCAGUGUUUAUGCCCGCAUCAUAAGCAAUCCCAGCUCUCAGCUGCACGUUGUAUAAUAAUCUGGAUAGUUGGCGCAGACUUAGUCUAGCGUUCCUGACAAAAUGAUAAUCUUAAUGGUAACUACAUUACAAUAUUCAUUUUCGAUUUGUUAUUUUUAGAGGCUUGCCUCAGAAUCCACAAAGGGACUAGCGAGAAAGAAAUCGAAGAACAAAUUGCGGAGUAUUUAAAACAUGCUCCAAACAAGGCUGGUGGCUCCCGCCAUAAGGUAUUUUCAUGGAUUGUCUAGUUUUUGCUUAAAAAAUAUAUAGAUAUGCUAUAUAUAUAUUGCUUUCUUUUGUAGGAUCGUAAAAAUGAAUGA